AUGUUUUCAAUUUUUUGUAUAGUUAUCAUAAACAUGGAAAAACACACCACUUAUUUCUAUCGCCCCGUGCAAAACAUGCUCUGGGGCGGCGUAAAAAUCUACGACAUUGAAAAUAAGUAUCUAAACAUUUUACACAAAAUAUAUUCGUUUCUCUUGAUCGGAAUAUUUGGUUACGGCUACAUUAUAACCGAAAUAAUCCACGUUUACUAUCACAUCCACGAUAUGGAUGAGUUCACAUUGACUCUGUGCUACUUAAUUCCUCAUUUUAUCGGCAUUGGAAAGGUGAUUAUCUUCCAAGUGAAGCGGAAAUCUAUCGGUCGAUUUAUCACAUCUCUCGAACACGGCGAAUUCCUGCCGAAUUACGAACGCGGCGGUAAUGAAGAGAAAGCCAUAAUUGAUUACGCGAGAGCAAGAACAAACCUGCAAGCGAAAGUGUUUGGUAUUGCUGUCACAGCAAUGAUAAGCUCGAGGAUAAUUCAAGUUAGUUUUCAUACGAAACAGAUGAUUUACGACGAGUAUACAAAUAUGACAAAUUUUGAGCCGGUGUUUCCUUAUCCGUCAACGCUGCCAUUUCCUAUUAAUUCCGAUAAGGCUAUGGGAUACAUUUUUGUGUUUGUGUAUGAAACAUUUAGUAUGAUAUUAUUUGGAUGGUAUCUGGGUAAUUCCGAUGCAAUUAUCACCGGGUUGAUGAUUCACGUUAGAGCGCAGUUUAAAAUCGCAACGAAUGCGUUACUAACUGUAAUGGAUAAAGCUGAAAGAAAUACAAAUAUUUACCCGUCCAAAAUGUUUGAAACACUCAUUACUUUGGAAGUGUACGGAGAAAAAGAAAUAAACGCGAGUUUAAGGAGGAAAUUAAACGAUAAUUUAUUGAUUUGUGUGAAGGAUUGCAUUCGACACCACUACGCAAUUCUUGAUUUAUUGCAAAACAUGGAGAAUACUUUUAAUGAGAUGUUAUUACUUCAGUUUUUAGGUGAUUUGUUGACUAUGUGCGUUGGUUUGUAUCAAACAUCAUUGCUGCCGAUCAUGAAUCCGUCUUUCGUGAGCAUGGCAUCGUUCACGGUGGCGAUAACGUUCCAAUUGCUCAUCUACUGCUGGAACGGAAACGAGGUGUCCUUGUACAGUGAAAAAGUCGCCGAUGCCGCGUACGAUUGUCGGUGGCUGAAUGCGUCGCGCGAAGUCAAACUCAGCCUGCUGUUGAUCAUGGAACGCGCGCAGCGGCGCAGCUACCUGACGGCCGGGAAAUUCUCGAAACUUUCGCUGGAGACCUUCACGGCGAUUUUUCGUGGGUCAGUAUCGUACUUUAUGGCGUUACGAAAGUUCCAUGAAGCUGGAAUAUACGAGUAGAUAAUUUUCAUUGCGUGUGCCCCUUCAAUAGAUGUCGCUUUAUAUUAUUAGUUCAUAACUAACAUAACCAUGUCUACAAAAAUUGUUUUCUAUGUUAAUGUUUACGGUUGUGAUUUUAAUUUUAUAUUGUUUGACAUAAUCGACAAAAGUAAAGAAAAUAGAAGAUAAUUCUAUCGUAAUAACCAGCCUGAAAUAAAUUUAAUCUAUGUAGGUAUAUGUAAAACAAAGUCGUGUUAGUUAAAACAUGUAUAACUCACGAACGGCUUGAUAGAUUUUGAUGAUCUGUGAUUUAUUGGAUUUGUCUCUGCCUUGAAUAGCAGAAUAACUAUUAAACUAUCAAAAAUUAUAACUUAAAGAGUGUUUACUAAGAAAUAAAAAUUGAUAUUUAAAUUCAA
Dalotia coriaria is the source of this 1739-nucleotide messenger RNA. RefSeq names its product odorant receptor Or1-like. NCBI's taxonomy places the organism in Eukaryota, Metazoa, Arthropoda, Insecta, Coleoptera, Staphylinidae. Gene Ontology annotation, cellular component: plasma membrane. Bases 1 to 1344 code for a protein of 447 amino acids. The transcript has 4 exons. Gene Ontology annotation, biological process: detection of chemical stimulus involved in sensory perception of smell; sensory perception of smell. The record is from RefSeq and is a predicted model, not a curated record. Gene Ontology annotation, molecular function: odorant binding; olfactory receptor activity.